GUUUGUUUCUACAUUUCGCAGGUCUUACAUAGGAUCCCAUUGGAUCCGUUGGAUUACUGUAGUUUCCUCCAUCGUCAACUAUUACGGCCUUGGCCGUGCUGUGGCCUUAUUGGUGGCCUUGUUGUGUGAUGAGGAGACUUUGGCACAGCCCUUUGCUUGUGCUUUUUGUUGCCAUUGCGUUGCACUUGCAGGGUUGCGAUGACGAGGACAGCGAUGACAAUGAGGAGAAGGAGGAGAAAGUUAAGCAGCCAGAGGUUGUCGCUCAAGGAAAUGCAACGAAGGAAGCCGCCGAACAUGUAUGGUCAGGGGAGCACCAUCGCCCCACCUAUGGAGGACCUCCAGCGCAGCUGGGGCACUUCGAUGAGAGACAGAAGAAAGUCCAGCCAGAUGUACUGCCGGGCAAGGGGGGCAAACUGCUGGAGGCCGAGCGCUCUUUCGAAAGAGCUUUGCUUGCGAACAGCGGCGCUGAACAACAGGUGCGCAACCUUGAGAAGGAGAAGCACUUGGAGGACUACUACAAGCAGAACCCGACUACCACGUCUACCACUAGCUCUUCAACCGAAGCUUCGACGGCUGAGGAUGAUGAGGGUGGUCACGGAGAGGAUGAGAACACCACAGUUGCCAAAGGCGAGGAAGAAAGUGGCAAGGCCGUGCCUGAGGAAGGAGAAGACUCGAAUGAAGAGGCUGCAAACACGACCAACACGAAUGCGACCGCCACGAACGCAACGAACGCUUCCGUGGAGCCUCCUGAACCUGCAGCCAAAGUCGGUGCUGGAAAAGCAGCUCCAAGUGGUCCAGCAGAGGAGGAGUUGGAGAUCGAGCAUGUUACCUCGUUGGCGCCAAGUGCCGCCAAGGCUCACCAUGCAUUCAAGUCAAUAGACCAGGCGGAAAGUGCGGCAGGUUCAAAAGAGAAGGAAGAUGAAGAGUCACAGAAACCAGACCAAGCAUCGUCUCUUCAUGAUGAAAAGGAAGCGAAAGGUGGAGGAAAAAUUGACAGAGCAGAGGCAGCAGAGGCAGCAGUUGCAACAAACGUGAAUGAUGAAGCAAAUAAAGGGAAACCCAAAGAACCAAAGCAGACUGCAGGGGAAGAAGAACAGCCGGAGCCCCCACAGGAAAUGGAGGAAACAGGGCAGACUGAGCCCCAGGAAGAAGAGACAACAGCAGAGCCUUCAAAGAGCACAAAGGAAAUGAAUCAGAUUGAAGAGCCAAAGCCUUCAAACGAAGAACAUGAAAUGAAUGAGGAAAUAAAGGAAACGCGGCAGACAAAGCCCCAGGAAGAAGAGACAACAGCAGAGCCUUCAAAGAACACAGAGGAAACAAAUCAGAUUGAAGAGCCAAAGCCUUCAAACGAAGAGCAUGAAAUGAAUGAGGAAAUAAAGGAAACAGGGCAGACAAAGCCCCAGGAAGAAGAGACAACAGCAGAGCCUUCAAAGAGCACAAAGGAAAUGAAUCAGAUUGAAGAGCCAAAGCCUUCAAACGAAGAGCAUGAAAUGAAUGAGGAAAUAAAGGAAACAGGGCAGACAAAGCCCCAGGAAGAAGAGACAACAGCAGAGCCUUCAAAGAGCACAAAGGAAAUGAAUCAGAUUGAAGAGCCAAAGCCUUCAAACGAAGAGCAUGAAAUGAAUGAGGAAAUAAAGGAAACAGGGCAGACAAAGCCCCAGGAAGAAGAGACAACAGCAGAGCCUUCAAAGAACACAGAGGAAACAAAUCAGAUUGAAGAGCCAAAGCCUUCAAACGAAGAACAUGAAAUGAAUGAGGAACAAAGCCAAGAAGAGUCUGACAAUGCUGGCAAGGCACCAGUAAACCCUCCAAUUCAUGAGGAAGCAGGAGGGGUUGAAAAUGCCGGGGAGAAUUCUGAAGGCGGCUCGCCUGAAAUGGAGGCAGGAAGAGUUCCGAAGAACUCAGAGAAAAGCCUGGAAGCAGGAGAAGGCGGCUCUACAGAACCAGAAGAGGGGCAAUCUGAGGAUGACGCAGUAGAUGAUCUUCCAGAAGAGAACGAGGAUCACCCAGACCUCUCAGAGGACGAUGGCACCGAUGGCACCAAGCCUGCGCUGAUUGAGGUGGAGAGUCACCAGGCACAGCGAAACUCUCGAUUGCAUCGGCAGCGUGAAGCUUUGCUCGAGCUUCAGUUGCAGCAAGACGAGCAGCUGGAAGACUUCCGCGAGAAACUGGCAAGGCAGCAAGAUCGGAUGUUGGAGAAGUUCCGGCGACAGCAACAUCAAGAAUUGGAGCUCGAGAGACAGAGGAUAGAUGAAGGCCACAGUCCAGCGAUGCGAGAGAUGGAUCAAACACACCGAAGGAACAAGCUUGGAUCCCGGAAAAUGGGGCAGUGGCUGCAGGAACUGGCAGAUGCUGCAGAAGGCUGACAAGUUGACAAGUGCCAGAUGAAAGGAACUGGACUCUUAAAGAGAACUGAGCGCCUGAAGCAAAAACAAGUCUGGAGAGGGAGUGAGACAGAGAGUAAUGGGAUCCAAAGGGACAGCGAAGUGUCAUGAGAUUGAGAAAAAAGAGAUAAAGGGAUGGCAAAAGUGCGUCGUUCAAGACUCAUCAAGACUCGACGUUUGCUGCUUGAGUUCUGA
Molecule: messenger RNA, 2579 nt
Organism: Cladocopium goreaui
Lineage: Eukaryota; Dinophyceae; Suessiales; Symbiodiniaceae
Source: the annotation of a GenBank genome assembly